This is a messenger RNA of Dermatophagoides pteronyssinus (European house dust mite), 2267 nucleotides long. RefSeq lists its product as uncharacterized. Gene Ontology annotation, cellular component: ciliary transition zone. Gene Ontology annotation, biological process: cilium assembly. Lineage: Eukaryota; Metazoa; Arthropoda; Arachnida; Sarcoptiformes; Pyroglyphidae. The record is from RefSeq and is a predicted model, not a curated record.
AAAAAAAUAACAAACUUAGCAAUAUGAAAAAAUUGUCCAUCAAAGCAAUUUUGAAAUUUUCAAUUUCAUUCAUCACAAUUUAUUUAAUUUUGAUCAAUGAAUCAAUGUUAUUUGCUUCCGAACCAUCAAACAAUACUUUUCAUGAAAAUUUGAUUAAUAAUACAGAUGAUAAGACAAAAUUGAACAUAAAUGAUGAACAAUUUAUACGAUAUCGUAAAGAAUUUGAAAAAAUUCUAUCCAAAUGGCCAAACACAACAAAAUAUUGUGAAUGUGAUUCAAUCAUCGACUAUUGUGACAUAGAUUGUUGUUGUGAUCAAAAUUGUACGGAAAUUGAUCGCUAUUCAUUUGGACAAUGUCAUCAAUCGAAAUCUGAAUCCGACAUAAGAAUAACAUCAUUAUUGAUGUGUUCAGAUUUUUUUAAUAACAAUGAUCAAAAGCAAUUAUUUUAUCAAUCAUCACCGUUAUUAUGUUUGGCCAAAGAAAAUACUUACCAACAACAAUCAUAUGUUUAUCAGCCAAUUAUUACCGAAACAAAUCAACUGGAUCGAUUAGAAUCAAAACAUCGAUUUCGAUUUGGUCAACAACUAUUAGUUCAUUCAAAAUCCUUUUUCGAUAAUGAUGAUAAUGAUGAUUUUGAACAACGAAUAAUAAAAAAUAUAACAAAAAUUCAAUCAUUAGUUCAAUAUAAAUCCGGAUCUCCGUUAAUUCGUUUCCGUUUUCGAAAACAAAAUAAUCAACAACAAAAACAAAAUUCAACCAUUUUAGAAUAUUACCAUUGGAAAUUGCCAAUUUCAAUCAAUGGUUUAAACAACAUUAAUGGACAAAUAGAUAUUUGUAGUGACCGAUUUGAAACAGUCAAAUAUUUAUAUGAUUACCAAUCGAUUUGUUUUCGUAUUGUUGAAAAAAAUUUAUCCGAAACUUGUAUUAGCAAUCAAUUUUUCGAUUAUCGAACCUAUUUACAGCCAGAUGUUUUCGCAUAUCAAACAUUUACUGUAUCGGAAAAAUUGAACACUACUAGUUUAAAUGGUAGCUAUAAGUUCGUUCGAAUGGAAACGGAUGGAAAAAAAUAUGAACAACCAUAUUUUGAUCCUGAAACAAAAAUUUGCCAUAAUGUUGUUGAAAAAGUUGAUUAUUUAGUUUGGCAUGAAGGUAUACAUGGUAUAAGGCGAAUACAAGUCUGGAUCGGCCAAAUCGAUUUGUCUUCAAUAGGCUUUUUGACGGCUGUUAAUUUGCCAUCUAGAAAUUAUAUUCAACAAAAAUUCAAUGUAACAUUCCGUUGGUUUGGAAGAAAAUUGCCAUCAAUAACAGAAAAAUCAUUAACUAAUGAUGAACAAAGCGGGUCCACAACAAAAGGUUAUAAAUUUGGUCAGGAAAUUAAAUUCAUAAGAAUCGAUCAAAACCAUACUCAUCGUCAAAUUGAAAAACGAAAUUUUCUUCUCGGUACUUAUGCAAAAGGUUUAUGUAAUCAUGAAGAAAAAAUUGCCGAUUCUAUUCUAAAAUUUGGCUGGAAUCGUUAUGACACAUGUCGUUUAUCAUUGAAUAAAAUUAUUAAAACAAUGGCCGUGAAUAAUACCGAUACAGUGACCGAUCAACGACAACGGCCACAAACAACAACAACAAAAUCAAUGCUAUGUACGGUCAUCAAAUCUAUAGUUAGUAAAUAUUUACCAUUUGUCGACUAUAAUAAUGAUGAUAAUGUUGAUGAUCAAAAAAAUAAUACUAGUUAUUUAUUUAUCGGAUCAUAUCCACCGAUUCGAUUGGAUUUAAUCCAUAAUAAUACUGCUAUAAUCUGGAUUCGGCCAUUGUUACGAGAUAAAAAUUCUACUACUUUAUUAAUGAAUAAUAAUAAAAAUAAAAAAAGUCGGAUUUAUCAACAAUAUUAUAAAAAUCAAUUACAAUGUACUGAAGAAAUUAUUACUGAAUUAACGUACAAUUUUUUUAUUAAUCGUAUCGAUCAAAUAUAUUAUCAAAUGAAUGGUAUGGAAAUUGUACGGAAAAAAUCUCGUUUAAAUUAUAAAUGUACAUCGAACAAUAAUACUAUGGUAAAUGAUGAUGAUAAUGAUGAUUGUAAUCUAUGGAUCGAUUUACGUACUUAUGUAAACUUUAUCGAUUUAAGCGUACCAUUUGUACCGAAAUAUGCACCAGCACCAUCAUUUCGUAUUGAAUUACCGGCAGAUUUUUUCUAUCCAUUUACACCGGCCAUUUCUUCACGAUCAUAUCAAUCAUUUCAAUUUCAAUUUUAUCAUUUAUCUUACAUUAUUAUUAUA